Molecule: messenger RNA, 2263 nt
Organism: Poecilia latipinna (sailfin molly)
Lineage: Eukaryota; Metazoa; Chordata; Actinopteri; Cyprinodontiformes; Poeciliidae
Product: netrin-G1-like
Exons: 3
Coding region: 1335-2231 (298 amino acids)
Biological process (GO): axonogenesis; animal organ morphogenesis; tissue development
Source: RefSeq, a predicted model, not a curated record
UUUUUUUCCCCCUAAAAGCUUCAUUAUUCCCUCGAGCCUGCGGGGACGCGCACCUGCGUGUGGGACAUUUAACGCAUCUCGUGAACUCCACUAAAAAGAGGUUCAACUCCUCCCUUCAGAGUUUCAACGCGGUCCCGAUAGAGGAUGGUGCUGCUGCUGCUGCGGCUGGUGCUGAAUGCGAGCCGCUCGGCGCUGGCUGCAGUUUGAAGACGAGCUGGAGGAGGUGGAGGGGAGCGGAGGAGAGGAGAGAAAGACCCUAUAGGUGUGCGCGCGUAUGUGUGUGAACGAGAAGAAGAAGAAGAAAAAAAAGAAGAUGGGUGGGGGGGAGAAAGCUGAGUGCGCUGAGCGUGAGCCCGGGAGCGCAUUAUCUGGGCGCUCGGUGUGCCACGGAGAGACGCGACCAGGAGAAGAUGCGGAUCUCCUCAGCAGCCGAGACUAACUGGUGGGAUUCAUGUCCCCCGCAGCUGAGUGGCUGAAACCUAUUCGUAGGACGAAAAUAGGAGGAUCUCACACCGGCAGUCAAAGUUUUUUCUCUCUGUAGUUGGAUUUUUUUAAUUCUUUUUUUUUUUUUUCCUUCUUCCCCUGACGCCCGUGAUGGAGCGCCACUUGGGAGAGAGAGGAUGAUGGACACUUUGGCACCUGCAGCACUCGUCCAGAAAAUCCCUCCGUCUCCACAACAAGGCGCGCGCUGCUGACCGAGCCCUCAGGACGGCGAUCGCUCAUUUGUUUUGAAGUGGAAGAGGGGCAAAAAAAAAAAGAUUGGUAAAAAAAAAAAAAAAAAAAAAAAGAGAGAGGUGUGAGCUGGGGGAUGUUGCGCGCAGCGAUUCCUCGGAGACCCGACGUGCGCACUCAUCAUAUUCCCGCCGAGGAGCGCACCUUAAAGAGAAGAGCUCCGGUCUGCCUUCACUGCUCACUCCCGCUGCUCGGAACUUGUUGAGCGGCUCUACAGAAGGGACAUAAACCCCGGGGGGACGCGAGAAAUCGCCAGAUCAUCGCACGGCGACGCGGACUAUGACUGACAGCCAGGGGAGCUGAGGAGACCUGCCACUCAUUUUGCUAUCAGCGUGUCAGAGGGGCUUGUCUAGACCCCUUCUUCCUCCUCGGUCUUCUCUUCUUAUCUUCUGUAACCCUCAAAGUCCUGGGCCUCUCUGGAAACUGGGAAAAACCCUUCUAAAUCAAGCAUUGCUCCCCCCGCCCAAAAGGGCGUUUGACAUGCCUCCUCACUCCGUUUAAGUCAUCAGAAAAAGACGACUGCAACCCGCCACCCCCCUCUGGUUGGUACAUCUUCAGAAGGAGGCGCCGCUCCGUCGGAAGGAGCUGAGAGAGGAGCAGUCAUGAGGUUCCAGUUUGCACUGACCCUCCAGGCGAUAUGGACUGGCAUGUGCCACGCUGCCAUGCAGCACUACCCUGCAGCGUGGGGCCACUACGAUGUCUGCAAGUCCCAGGUGUACUCGGACGAAGGUUUAACCUGGGACUACAUGGCCUGCCAACCCGAGGCAGCAGACAUGACCCAGUUCCUGAAGGUCACUCUGGAUCCCCCCAACAUCACCUGCGGAGACCCUCCGGAGACGUACUGCGCCCUGGAGAAUCCGUACAUGUGCAACAACGAAUGCGACGCCAGCACCGAGGAACUGGCGCACCCUCCGCAGCUGAUGUUUGACAUCGAGGGUCGCAACCCCACGACCUUCUGGCAGUCCACAACUUGGAAGAAGUACCCAAAAGCCCUUUUGGUCAACAUCACGUUGUCCUGGAACAAAACCAUCGAGCUGACCGACGACAUCGUCAUCACGUUUGAGUCGGGCCGGCCAGAGCAGAUGGUCCUGGAGAAAUCUCUGGACUACGGCCGAACCUGGCAACCCUACCAGUUUUACGCCACCGACUGCCUGGACGCCUUCACCAUGGAGCCCAAAACAGUGCAGGACCUCUCCCAGCACACCCUGCUGGACAUCAUCUGCACGGAGGAUUACUCCCGAGGGUACGUGUGGAAGUAUGACAAAACUGUACGCUUCGAGAUCAAGGACCGGUUUGCACUGUUUGCUGGGCCCAGACUGCACAACAUGGCCUCGCUUUACGGUCAGCUGGACACCACCAAGAACCUGCGGGAUUUCUUCACCAUCACGGACCUGAGGAUCCGGCUGCUUCGGCCUGCCACCGGAGCCACCAUGGUGGACGAGAGCAGCCUGUCGAGAUACUUCUACGCCAUUUCUGACAUCAAAGUCCAGGGCAGGUAAGAAACGCUCCGAUGACAGUCAACCGGGAGAAG